AUGCCCCCGAUCCUACCUGCUGGCAACCAACAGCAACAACAACAAAUGGUUUCCAGUCUCCUCAGAGCAACCCCAGGAAGUGCAGGAUUGGACCUCUGUUCCUCCACCUACACAGUAUUAACUCCUGAGAUGGGAGUUCAAGCUCUGCCUACGGGCAUAGUUGGCCCCAUUCCAAAAGGAAUUGUUUGUCUGUUAUUAGGCCGCAGUAGCUUGGAAUUGAGAGGCCUACAUAUUACCCCAGGAGUGAUAUAUCAAGUCUAUACUGGAGAAAUAAAAAUUAUGGCCUCAGCGCCUACUGGAGUUAUAUCUAUUUCUGCUGGGCAAAGAAUCACUCAGCUGGUCCUAGUUCCUUUAAUCUCUGUUGGAAAUUCUGUUACUUCUGUCCCUAGAGGCACAAAAUAUUUUGGGGCCUCAGAUGUAAUUUGGAUUCAAAAUAUAAAACAAGGAAGGCCUGAACUUAUAAUUUAUAUUCAAGAAAAGCCUUUUCAAGGUGUGCUGGAUACUGGAGCAUAUGUAUCUGUAAUAGCGAAAAAAUAUUGGCCUUCUCACUGGCCCCUUAUUGUCUCUCUCACAUCCUUAAAAGGAAUUGGCCAUGCUAUAGAUCCACAGCAAUGCAGUGCUAUUCUCAAUUGGAAAGAUGAUGAGGGCCAUUCUGGAACUUUUCAGCCUUAUGUGCUGGAUCAUUUGCCCAUUAAUUUGUGGGGGAGAGAUAUUAUGGAAAAAAUGGGAGUUUAUUUGUUGAGUCCAAAUGAUGUAGUCACUCGACAACUCUUAGAUCAAGGACUGUUACCUUCAGGGGGACUAGGGAUUGAUCAACAAGGCAUUCGAGAGCCCAUUCAGCCACAGCCCCGACCAAAUAGACUAGGUUUAGGAUAUUUUUAG
Dipodomys spectabilis (banner-tailed kangaroo rat) is the source of this 882-nucleotide messenger RNA. RefSeq names its product endogenous retrovirus group K member 21 Pro protein-like. The transcript has 2 exons. Gene Ontology annotation, biological process: proteolysis. Lineage: Eukaryota; Metazoa; Chordata; Mammalia; Rodentia; Heteromyidae. Gene Ontology annotation, molecular function: aspartic-type endopeptidase activity; nucleic acid binding. The record is from RefSeq and is a predicted model, not a curated record. The coding region runs from base 1 to 882 and encodes 293 amino acids.